Molecule: messenger RNA, 5904 nt
Organism: Syngnathus acus (greater pipefish)
Lineage: Eukaryota; Metazoa; Chordata; Actinopteri; Syngnathiformes; Syngnathidae
Product: receptor tyrosine-protein kinase erbB-4-like
Exons: 27
Coding region: 296-4456 (1386 amino acids)
Biological process (GO): positive regulation of kinase activity; cell surface receptor protein tyrosine kinase signaling pathway; positive regulation of cell population proliferation
Cellular component (GO): basal plasma membrane; signaling receptor complex
Molecular function (GO): ATP binding; transmembrane receptor protein tyrosine kinase activity; epidermal growth factor receptor binding
Source: RefSeq, a predicted model, not a curated record
GACACGCGCGCGCGCCCAAGCUGCCACCGACAGCGUGUCAGCGUGCGGGCGUCCUUUCUCACAGUAGAUCCACAGUGGAAAGCGAUCCGAGCGGCAGCCUGGGAACUAGUAAACAAACACAAGCAAGCGGCGCGUAAAGGCUGUGCGCUGGCUGGCUGCGCCGGGUGGUGCGCGACCAAGCGGUUACCAGAGGAGCCCCGCUCCAUUUUCCUUGAUUAUUGCACAAGACCGGGAUAUCCUAAUUGGACAUGUGAGUUGCGGGAGUUUAACAAGAAUAAUCAGCCGUCUUUCCAAGAUGAAGUUCCUCGCCUGCGCCCUCGCUACUUUGCUGCUCAUCCGAUCCAGCGCAGCGCAGUCAGUUUGUCCUGGGACAGAGAACAAGCUGAGCACCCUCUCAGAUCUGGAUCAGCAGUACCGCACCCUGAAGAAGGUCUACGAGAACUGCGAAGUUGUCAUGGGCAAUCUGGAGAUAACCAGCAUCGAUCGCAACCGGAACCUCUCUUUCCUCAAGUCCAUCAGAGAGGUGACUGGUUACGUGCUGGUGGCUCUCAACCAGUUUGACUACCUCCCGCUGGAAAAUCUACGGAUCAUCAGAGGCACCAAGCUGUACGAAGGCCGCUAUUCGCUUGCUAUCUUCCUCAACUACAGGCGGGAUGGAUACUACGGAUUGAGGCAGCUGGGCCUUCGGAACCUAACAGAGAUCCUGAACGGAGGCGUUUACGUGGACCAGAACAAAUUCCUGUGCCAUGCGGACACCAUCCAUUGGCGUGACAUCAUCAAGAACCCCCAAGCCGAGCUCCUGGUGGUUCCAUCCAACAAUAGCAAUCUGGGAUGCAGACGCUGUCAUCGCUCUUGUAACGGACGGUGUUGGGGUCACCAGGAAGAGCAGUGCCAAACUUUGACGAAGACGGUGUGCGCAGAGCAGUGUGACGGUCGCUGCUUCGGGCCGUACGUCAGCGACUGCUGCCACCGCGAGUGCGCCGGCGGCUGUUCGGGACCCAAGGACACAGACUGCUUCGCUUGCACCAAUUUCAACGACAGCGGCGCAUGUGUGACCCAGUGCCCUCAGCCUUUUGUGUAUAAUCCCACAUCUUUCCAGCUGGAACACAAUCCCAGAGCCAAGUAUACCUACGGAGCCUUUUGUGUCAAGAAAUGCCCGCAUAACUUUGUGGUGGACCAUAACUCCUGUGUCCGAGCGUGUCCUAGCAACAAGAUGGAAGUGGAGGAGAACCGCAUCAAAAAGUGCAUUCCCUGCACAGACAUCUGCCCCAAAGUGUGCGACGGAAUCGGGACGGGCGUCCUGCAGAGCCAUCAAACAGUGGAUGCCAGCAAUAUUGAUAAAUUUGUCAACUGCACUAAAAUCAAUGGCAACCUCAUCUUCCUAAUCACCGGCAUUAAAGGGGACAAGUAUCACGGUAUUGGACCGCUGGAUCCUGAACGCCUCAACAUCUUCCGCACUGUCAAAGAGAUCACAGGUUUCCUCAACAUUCAAUCGUGGCCCGAGAACAUGACCGAUCUGAGUGUUUUUUCCAACCUGGUGACCAUCGGCGGGAGAUCCCUUUACAGCGGAACCGGCAUCUCCCUGCUGAUUUUGAAACAACGUUGGAUCUCCUCACUGCAAUUCCAGUCGCUGGAUGAGAUCAGCGCCGGCAUCGUCUACAUUUCCAACAACAGCCGUCUGUGCUUCUACGAUACGGUCAACUGGACUUCGCUGUUCCGGACGCCGACCCAGAAAGCGGUCAUCCACAAUAACCGUGACCCCAAAGAAUGCACCCAGCAGCGCAUGGUGUGCGACGCGAUGUGCUCCGACGAAGGCUGCUGGGGCCCGGGGCCGGACCAGUGUCUCUCCUGCCGCUACUUCCGACGGGGCCGCACCUGCGUCCAGUCCUGCAAUCUUUUUUUCGGGGAACAGCGUGAAUUUGCCAAUGGAUCCGUGUGUUUGGAGUGUGAUGGCCAGUGCGAGAGGAUGGACGGUAACGCCAUGACGUGUCUGGGACAGGGACCCGACCAGUGUGUGAAGUGCCUCCACUUCAAAGACGGGCCCAACUGUGUGGAGAAAUGCCCUGACGGCCUGCAGGGGGCCAACAGUUUCAUCUUUAAGUAUGCCAAGGCCAACAACGAGUGUCAUCCCUGCCACGCCAACUGCACCCAGGGGUGUGUCGGGCCCAGACUGCCAGAUUGUGUCGGGAUGAUGGACAGGACGCCCCUCAUCGCCGCCGGAAUCAUCGGCGGCCUCUUCGUCAUCGUCAUUGUGGCGCUCAGUGUUGCCGUCUAUGUUCGGCGAAAAAGCAUCAAGAAGAAGAGGGCCUUGCGUCGCUUCUUGGAGACAGAGCUGGUGGAGCCCCUGACCCCCAGCGGAACAGCCCCCAACCAAGCUCAGCUGCGCAUCCUCAAGGAGACGGAGUUGAAGAGAGUCAAAAUUUUGGGCUCGGGGGCUUUUGGGACGGUCUACAAGGGCAUCUGGGUACCAGAAGGUGAGACGGUGAAGAUCCCAGUGGCUAUUAAAAUCCUAAAUGAGACCACCGGCCCCAAAGCCAAUGUGGAGUUCAUGGACGAGGCGCUGAUCAUGGCCAGCAUGGAGCACCCCCACCUGGUGCGUCUACUGGGAGUGUGCCUGAGCCCGACCAUCCAGCUGGUCACCCAGCUCAUGCUGCACGGCUGCCUCCUCGACUACGUGCACGAGCACAAGGACAACAUCGGCUCGCAGCUGCUGCUCAACUGGUGCGUCCAAAUCGCCAAGGGAAUGAUGUACCUGGAAGAAAGGAGACUGGUCCACAGGGACUUGGCUGCCCGCAACGUCCUUGUGAAGUCCCCCAAUCACAUCAAGAUCACCGAUUUUGGCCUAGCGCGGCUGCUGGAUGCGGACGAGAAGGAGUACAACGCAGACGGGGGCAAGGUCAGCAUGCCUGUUAAAUGGAUGGCUCUUGAGUGCAUCCACUACAGGAAGUUCACUCAUCAGAGCGAUGUGUGGAGUUACGGAGUGACCAUCUGGGAGCUAAUGACGUUUGGAGGCAAACCGUACGACGGCAUAUCAACGAGGGAGAUCCCGGACAUCCUGGAGAAAGGAGAGCGCCUGCCCCAGCCGCCUAUUUGCACCAUAGAUGUCUACAUGGUUAUGGUGAAAUGCUGGAUGAUUGAUGCCGACAGUCGGCCCAAAUUCAAGGAGCUUGCCGCAGAGUUCUGCAGGAUGGCGCGGGACCCGCAACGAUACCUGGUCAUUCAAGGAGACGAUCGGAUGAAACUGCCCAGCCCCAACGAUAGCAAGUUCUUCCAGAGCCUCCUGGAUGAGGAGGAUCUGGAUGACCUGAUGGAUGCUGAGGAAUAUCUGGUGCCUCGUGGUUUUGACGCAGCUCAUCCGUCAUACCCAACGAGACCUCGUGUUGACUCCAACAGAAACAAGUUCGGCUAUAGGGAAGGAGUGCCGAAACUCUCCGACGGACCCCAGACGGGGGCCCAGGCACCCGGUGUCAAACAAGAAGCCACCGGAAGCCAAGGGUCCGCCAUGGAGGACCAGCGUUGUAACGGGAAUUUGCAUAAGAAGAAUCUGAAGCAAGCUGGAGCUGAAGACAGCGGCGGGCAGAGGUACAGCGCUGACCCCACCAUCUUCCUCGGGGAUAGGGUUCCCAGGGACGAAGAUGGGGACGGAUACAUGACCCCCAUGAAAGACAAGAGCUCUUCAGAAUACCUGAAUCCCAUCGAGGAAAACCCCUUUGUGUCGCGGCAUAAAAACGGGGAGAUCCACGCCUUGGACAACCCGGGCUACCACAGCACACCAAGCAGUCAGCCCAAAGGAGAGGACGAGUACAUCAACGAGCCCCUCUACUUCAAUACCUUUCAUAGCGCGGCCGAGACCCUGCGAAGAAACGGCCUGCCUCUUCCCUCCCAGACUCCCUCUUCCACCUCAGGGUCCCACCUCCCGCUUAGCAUCCAGACCAGCCUGCCCCACUACCCUCUCCCCGCAGCUCAGCCAUCUCCAUCUGCUAUGUCCUGCCACCACGGUACACUGACCCACAUCCUCCACGCCCACCACGCCGUCAAACCCGCUGGCCUUCCCGUUUCCACCGGGCAGAGCCAAACAGGAACUACUGCCCUGGCUUCGGUGUGCCAGUCAGGUGUCCCGGCCCCCGACGGCCACGGCGGUCUGCCAGCCUACCAGGGCCACGCCGCCUCGCAGCCUGCCAGCCUGCUGAAGCACGGCGGACAGACAGCAGGUAAAGCCGCUGGGAAGAAGCUGAAGGUAACCUUUGACAAUCCGGAAUACUGGCAGCACAGCCUGCCGCCCAAACCGUCUGACGGCGCCAAGAGCGCCGCCGCUAACGCUAAGCUAUACUACAAGCAGAACGGACACAUACGACCAGCAGUAGCCGAAAACCCCGAAUACCUGUCUGAGUUUUCCCUGAAAUCUGGCCCGGUUCUGCCGCCGCCUCCCUACCGGCAAAGGAACACCGUGGUUUGAAAACUCCCCAAACGCUAAUGCCACAAACUCCGCCUCCUCCCCAAUCCAUUCAAGACUGUAGCAACAAGCGGUCCACACCGAGCAGACCCAGAUAAGGACGUUUCUGGCCUGGAGAUACGGACUGCCAUCUUUGACACGGCGAUUGUGGAGGAAGUGCCGCACGGCGGCGGGAGUUCUGGCCAACUGCUGUCUCAACCCACUGCCAGCAAUUCUGCUGUGACCGUUUCAAAAGCGGAACUACACUUUGUUUGAUUUUGUUCCCCCCCCCAAUGCAUAGCGAUAUUUAUGCACACAAACGUGUUUCACACUCACUAACCUACGAAGGACUCAAAACAAGCGUUUACUUGGCUAGAAGUACGAGAGAGGACAAACACGUGGAGGAAAUAAAUCUGAAAGCUGAUUCGUCAUAUUUGUAGGUGUCCAAUCGAACGAGACAUGCAAAGAAGUCCGAUUAUCUUAAAUCUGUGCCGGCCAAAGCUGUGUCAUGGAAAUUCAAGGACCAGUCUUCUCAUGUGAAUUUAGACAAAAGGUGUACAUAACAAAAUAAAGUAGUGGAUUAUAUUUUAGAAUCUGUAAAGACAAGACAGUCUACAACGCUGGAAUACUGCAGUAUAUUUUUACACAGAAACAUUCUAGGGUGCCAUUAUUUGUGAGAAUAUAUUUCCAUAAAUCGUUAGCCCCCUUUUUUUGGCCAUGAAAUAAUAUUUGGUACCUUAACUCAUUCACUGCCAUUGACGCCUAUAGACGUCAAAGCUCUAUUUCAACUGAGCUAGCGGUGAAUGAGUUCAUUUGGUAUUCAAAAGGGGCGUGGCCUUGCUUAAAGGUAAUUGAACAGCUUUUUUUUUUCUUAGCCAGACAUAAAUAUUUGAAAAUAAAUACAGAUAUACGUCAAUGUUGUCAAAUAUAACACGGGUCACAAAAAGCUACAAAUCUUCUGAGGUUCAGAAAGUAUUUCAAGUUCGGUGGGGGGCGAGGUGUCAUUGUCAAAAUGACAAAACACACGUUUGUCACUUGGAUGGUUUGAAUUUUGGAAUUUCCAAAACGUUCUUGUCGUGACGAUAAACAGCCAAAACAUUUCAGUUUUUAUCCAUUUACAGUUAAAAAAAAAAAUCAUUCUGUCGACGCCAUUAAUGAUUCUUUCUUCUGCCAAGUCGUCAAGCUUGCCAAGUUAUCCCGUUGCGUUCCUUUCCCUUUUUGAGGAUCCCCCUUUGUCACCGAAUCAGCUCAUCAACUGGAGCUCCCGACUGUGUCUUCUGUUUUUCCUAAGGUUGUUUAUUUAGUGUGUGUUUUGAAAGUACAUCCUCAAAUCCAAAACCUCCCCAUGAAACUCUUUAAUCAAAGGAUGCUUCUUCCAGAAAUAUCCAACUUGUUUAUCUGCUCGUUCACCACUUCAGAGCGUUAGCAAAGAUCAGUGGCACUGCGUCGGCCAAGAGUUCAUGAAGGAAACU